Messenger RNA from Bactrocera dorsalis (oriental fruit fly), 1305 nucleotides. RefSeq names its product putative nuclease HARBI1. Lineage: Eukaryota; Metazoa; Arthropoda; Insecta; Diptera; Tephritidae. The transcript has 2 exons. The coding region runs from base 39 to 1265 and encodes 408 amino acids. The record is from RefSeq and is a predicted model, not a curated record.
CAAGUUUUUAUUUUAAUGUUGAAAGCGAAACAGACAACAUGUGUAAAUAUUGCGCGAUAAUAUUAAUCGCUACAGCGAUAAAAAAAAAACGAGAAAAAAGGAAAAGAAGUGUGUGGAGUAAACAAUGGUUUUUAAAAAGAGACAAGUUAGGGCAGCAGAAAAUAUUGAAAGAAUUAGAAUUUUCAGCGGAAAGUGAUUUUAAAAAUUAUGUAAGAAUGAGCAAAGAAACGUUUGAUGAAUUGUUGGCAAAAGUGGCACCACUAAUAAAAAAAAAUUAUACAAUUAUGAGAAAAGCGAUUCCAGUGCAUCAUCGUUUGGCCUUGACGUUGCGGUUUCUGGCAAGUGGCAACAGUUUUGAGGACUUAAAAUUUCUAACAGCCAUUGCACCGCAAACUAUAGGUGGAAUAGUGUUCGAAACUUGUGAAGCCAUAAUUGAAGUCUUGAAAACCAACAUUGCGUUGCCAUCAAGUGAAGAAGAUUGGAAAAAGGAAGCUAAUGCGUUUUACCAACGAUGGAAUUUUCCUAACUGUAUCGGGGCGAUGGAUGGCAAACAUGUUGCUAUUACAAAACCACCUGGAACAGGAUCUUUCUACUUCAAUUAUAAAAAAUUCUUUUCAAUAGUUUUAAUGGCUGUUGUAAAUGCAAAUUACGAGUUUUUAAUGGUAGAUGUUGGCAAAAACGGACGCGCUUCAGAUGCUGGAAUUUUUAGUGAUUCACUUUUUUUUAUGAGUUUGAAGAACAACGAGCUCAAAAUACCGUCUAAAGAAUGUCCUCCAGGUUGCGAUACUGCAUUACCCUAUGUUUUUGUUGCAGAUGACGCGUUCCCUUUAACUGAAAAUGUAAUGAAACCGUUCAGCCCUUCUUCGAUGAUAAAAGAUGAAAUAAUAUUCAAUUACAGACUGUCACGUGCGCGGGGCGUAGUUGAAAAUACAUUUGGAAUUCUUUCAUCAAGAUUCAGAAUUUUGUUAAAAACUAUUAAUUUGUCUCCCGAAAAAACAACAAUCAUAGUCCUCACUUGUUGCCACUUACAUAAUUUUUUAAGAAAAAAAAAUGACCAAGUAUACGCCAACAGUAAUCUUGCAGGUACAACAGAAACAGAAGUCCUAGCACCAGUAAAUCGUACUGUUAUAAGAAAUCAUGCUACUAAUGCAAAAGAUAUAAGAAGCCAAUUUUGUAAAUACUUUAAUUCUGAAGGAUCUGUUUCAUGGCAAAACAGUAUAUAUGAAAAACUCACAAACAAAAAUGUCAAUGAUUCAACCAAUUAAAAAUAAUUUUUAACCAAACACCAGAAUUAUAUAAUAUAAA